AAUUUUAAAAAUCAAAUCAAUUUUUUUUUAUGAUUAAGCUGUGGCUCCUUCACUUCAGUUGUCAACUAAAACUGAACUUUCAGAAAAGUCGAAAUUAUACGUUGUGCGGCUUAAAAAAAUGCAAAAGUAAGCAUUUUGCAUCUUGAUGCUCUCUGAAGGAAGGUGGCGCGAAGGUACCGAAAGGUCUACGCUUUUAGCGUUGGCUUCGCAUUUUUUGGGGCCUUCGGCUCUGCCUGCUAUAAAACUAUACUCCAUUAGACGUGGAUUGGGCAUGGAGUGCGAAAAGAAAUACAAGUGUAAAAGAGAGAACUACUUUUGCUUUCUGCAAUGGUAGUAUAUUCAUAUAUUUUACAUAGGCAAAGGUUUACGGAUAUGUUUUGAAAUUUGUGCUGCAUUUUGCGGAACUUACCUUGCAUUUUCUAUAUCUUUGUUAUCUUUGUGAAAUGUUGCCUGUAUAGAAGUCAAUCGCGGACUUAUGCUUGGAAAUUGGGUAGCUAGCGUUGGGAAAUUUCAGUGCUAAUAUAAGUCCGUCACCAACAAAUUAUUCCUUGGUUUGCUGAUUUUGCAUAAAUUCUUUGAUUUGCUGGAAUGGGAUCCACAGAAGAAAUAUUCUGUGCUUGGUCCAAAACAGUGGAAGAAUGUUCGGAGGAAUACGAUGUCAGUUUAGAAAAAGGAUUAAGCUUUCAGGAAGUUCAGAAACGCCGAGAAAGAUAUGGAUGGAAUGAGCUGCAGAAGGAAACUGGUAAACCUUUCUGGAUACGGAUUCUAGAACAGUUUGAUGAUAGACUAGUUCAUAUACUCUUGGGGGCAGCUUUAACUUCAUUUAUUCUUGCCUACUGGGAUAAAAAUGAAAUUGGUGACGAGGGAAUGACAGCCUAUGUGGAGCCUUUGGUGAUUCUCUUAAUUCUUAUGCUCAAUGCCAUUGUAAGAGUAUGGAAGGAGUCUAAUGCUGAGAUGGCCUUAGAAGCCCUUAAAGAAAUGAAAUCUGAACAAGCAAAGGUCUUGAGAGAUGGAUCUAGUAUUCCACAUCUUCCAGCCCGAGAACUUGUUCCUGGGGAUAUAGUUGAACUCGGGGUGGGGGACAAGGUUCCUGCAGACAUGCGAAUUGCAUCCCUGAAAACAUCAACCUUGAGGAUGGAACAGAGCUCCCUCACUGGAGAAAGCCAUCCUGUUUUUAAAAGCACAAAAGCAGUCCUUAUGGAUGACUGUGAGUUGCAGGCUAAAAAUUGUAUGGUUUUUGCAGGAACAACUGUUGUCAAUGGUUGCUGUACUUGCAUUGUUGUUAGCGUUGGAAUGUCUACAGAAGUAGGAAAAAUUCAAGUCCAAAUCCAGCGAGCUGCCUUAGAGGAUGAUGAUACACCUUUGAAAAAGAAACUACAUGAAUUUGGGGAAAGUCUGACGAAAGCCAUUGGAUUUGUUUGUCUUCUAGCAUGGAUCAUCAGCUAUAAAAGUUUUCUCUCAUGGGAUGUUGUUGAUGGCUGGCCAAAGAAUAUUAGGUUCUCAUUUGGGAAGUGCAGCUAUUAUAUCAAGAUUUCUAUUGCUCUGGCUGUUGCUGCUAUACCUGUAGGAUUGCCUGUUGUCAUUACUAUGUGUUUGGCCCUUGGGACUAAGAAGAUGGCACGGAUGAAUGCAAUUGUGCGCAAGCUUCCUAGCAUUGAGACAUUGGGUUGUACAACAGUUAUUUGCUCUGACAAGACAGGCACACUUACAACAAAUCAGAUGUCAGUUACUCAAUUUGUAACCUUAGGUCACACUAUGAGUUCAAUUCAAGAAUUUCAUGUGGAAGGAACAACAUAUAACCCCACUGAUGGGGGUAUUUUAGAAUGGCCAGCACAUAUGAGUGUAAAUUUAGAAAGUCUAGCAGAAAUUGCUGCAAUUUGCAAUGAUGCAGGAAUUUCUUCCCAAGGUCACCGGUUCCAUGCUACGGGAAUGCCCACUGAAGCAGCUCUGAAGGUUUUGGUUGAAAAGAUGGGAAUCUCCAGUUUGAAGGCCAUGAAUAUUGGUAAUGGUGGAAAUGUAAAUGUCAACCAUACUACUGAGAAUGGAACAGAAUUAUUAGUUUAUUGCAAUCAGUUAAUAGAAAAAUCAAAGAGGUUGGCUUCAUUGGAUUUUGAUCGAAUCCGGAAAUCUAUGGGUGUUAUUGUUGGGGAUCUUUCUGGACAGAAUCGCCUCUUAGUGAAGGGUGCUAUGGAAAAUGUAUUAGAAAGAAGUGCUUUUCUGCAGUUAGCAGAUGGAACCAUAGUUGAAAUGGAUGAUGCAUCCAGGGAAUUACUCUUGAUGAAGCUUCACCAAAUGAGUUCAAAGGGUUUGCGCUGUUUAGGCCUCGCAUACAAAGAAGACUUGGGUGAGUUUAAUGAUUAUGAUGGAGAGAAUCAUCCUGCUCAUAUGAAAUUGUUGGACCCAGCUAAUUAUUCUGAGAUAGAGAACGAUUUAAUCUUUGCUGGUGUUGUUGGAUUGAGGGAUCCUCCUCGUGAAGAAGUUCAUGAAGCAAUAAAAGAUUGUAGAGAAGCUGGCAUUCAAGUAAUGGUCAUUACUGGUGAUAACAAGUUCACAGCAGAAGCUGUAUGCCGGGAUAUCGGUAUAUUUUAUGAAGGAGAGAAUCUUAAUGGGAAAAGUUUCACUGCAAAAGAAUUUAUGGAACUUCCCUUGAACAAGCGUUGUGAAGUUUUGGCAAAGCCUGGUGGUUGUGUUUUCUCUCGAGCAGAACCUAGGCAUAAGCAGGAUAUAGUACUCAUGCUUAAAGAAGCUGGCCAGGUCAUAGCAAUCACUGGAGAUGGUGUUAAUGAUGCACCUGCUUUAAAGCUUGCAGAUAUUGGAAUCGCCAUGGGGAUUGCUGGUACAGAGGUUGCCAAGGAAGCAUCAGACAUUGUCUUAGCUGAUAAUAAUUUCGGCACUAUUGUUGCUGCUGUUUCAGAAGGCCGUUCAAUUUACAAUACCAUGAAAGCUUUUAUAAGGCACAUGAUAACAUCAAAUAUUGGUGAGAUAACUUCUAUAUUUAUAACUGCCGCAUUAGGCAUGCCUGAUGGUUUUAUACCAGUGCAGCUUCUCUGGUUAAAUUUGGUCAUUGAUGGUCCUCCAACAAUGGCUUUAUGUUUUAAUCAUUCUGACAUAGAUAUUAUGCAAAAACCACCUCGAAAAAGUAAUGAUGCCCUAAUUAAUGCCUGGGCAUUUUUCCGCUACAUGGUCAUUGGUACAUAUGCUGGGCUUGCAACGGUUGGUAUAUUUGCUUUGUGGUUCACACAUGAUUCAUUUUUAGGGAUAGACUUCUCUGCAGAUGGCCACACAUUGGUAGCAUUUUCUCAGCUCACCUCAUGGGGUGAAUGCCCAUCUUGGGAAGGCUUCAAAGUUUCACCAUUUUUAGCUGGUGGGAGAAAAAUUUCAUUUGAUUACAAUCCUUGUGACUAUUUUUCACAUGGAAAAGCAAAAGCAACAACUCUUUCUCUCUCUGUAUUAGUGGCCAUUGAGUUGUUCAACUCACUUAAUGCUCUGUCUGAAGAUAAUAGUUUCUUCACCAUUCCACCAUGGAUAAAUCCUUGGCUGAUGUUGGCAAUGCCUGUUUCUUUUGGGCUCCACUCUUUGAUCCUUUAUGUUCCAUUCCUCGCCAACUAUUUUGGCAUUGUACCCCUGAGCUUUAGUGAGUGGUGUUUAGUUAUAAUAGUUUCAUUACCAGUGAUAUUGAUAGAUGAAGCUCUGAAAUUAAUUAGGAGGAGAAUGUCGAGAGGACAUGAGAAGUAUAAAACUGCUUAACAGACCAUGUGACAGUCUCGUGGACUGCUUUUUUCAGCAUUUCUUUGGUUAGUACUAGAUGGGGCAACGUUUAUGCAGGGAGCAGAAUGCAUCCUGACUACUUUUUUGCAUUUAUUGAUUAAAUUGGAAAUUAGAAUACAAUUGAAUUCUUAUUUUUAGUUUAAUUAAUAAAUGUAAAAAACAGGCUAAUCAGGGUGCAUUCUGCUCCUUGCCUAGACACUGACCCUUUACAGUGCUAAUUCAAGUUUACAUGUUUAUAUCUUAUUUUCAUGUCAUAUGUGUAAAACCUCGUUGUUGAAUAAUGGGAAAAUGUUGCUGAAUGA
Molecule: messenger RNA, 4070 nt
Organism: Cryptomeria japonica (Japanese cedar)
Lineage: Eukaryota; Viridiplantae; Streptophyta; Pinopsida; Cupressales; Cupressaceae
Product: calcium-transporting ATPase, endoplasmic reticulum-type
Exons: 9
Coding region: 589-3747 (1052 amino acids)
Biological process (GO): calcium ion transmembrane transport; intracellular calcium ion homeostasis
Cellular component (GO): membrane
Molecular function (GO): P-type calcium transporter activity; ATP binding; ATP hydrolysis activity
Source: RefSeq, a predicted model, not a curated record